AUGAUUGAAGAAAAAGAAAAAAAAGAAGUAAAACAAAUGAAAGAAAGUAUCAAGACACUCUAAGCCAAUCUUAUAGACAAACUUGAAAAUUCGAAGAUGACUCCCUAAAAAAUUACUGAGCUAAUUAAAAUGGUACAAGACAUUUGUGCUUCCUCAAUUGAAUUUUAAGAUGUUUAAUUUAAAAGAAAAGAAAUAGAAUUAGAAGAUAAAUUAAAAUUAAUAGAUAAUGAUUUGAUAUAAUUGAUAGAAUUGAAUAAAAAAAAGAGAGGAUUUAUGAAUUUUUUUUCUAAUAAUAAUGAAAUUAUAGAGAAGCAAUAAGAAAUUUGCUCAAAAAUAUUAGAAUUUUUUAAUGAAACCUAAUCAUACUUUUAAGAUUGUGCUCUAAUAACUUCAAGUGCUUUUGUUAGACAAAAACAGUAUAUAGAUAUUGAUUUCAUUAAUAUUGAAACCAAUUUCAUUGUUAAUCAUCCAAAGUUUCUGCCAAUAAAAUCUAAAAUGAAUUUAAUGUUGAAAAAAGAUCUUUACACAGAUGUUUAUGAACUAGACAUAUAUAAAAGAGACCUAAUAAAAAAGAUAAUUGAUAAAGCACAAUAACCAUUAAAUGAAACUUAGAUUCAAUACUUGGAAUAAUUUGAUAAAAAAAUAAAUAACCAAUUUGUCUUUAAAGUAAGUUAUUCUAGACAAACUUAAUUACUUGCACUUUUAUUGGAAAACGGUCCAUAUAUCAUCACUACGAAUCCAGAAUAGAACAGAAUAUACCUAUGUAAAGGGAUGAGCUUGAAGUUCUUCCCAAAUCAAACCCUAAAGGUUUUGGAGACAAAUUUGAAUGUAGAGAUCAAGUAACAUUUUUAAGGUGUGACUGUAAGUAAUGGUGAACCAUUAAAUCAGAAUGUUUAAAUAGCCAAUUAUGGUUACAUUAAAUUUUGGUACUAAGAAAUCGAUACAAAGAUGGAGAAACAGUAAACUGUGAAUAAAGAUAAGAAUGAGCAAUAGCCAAUGCCAAUGCCAUCAAAAGGGUCCACAUUUGAGUUUUAUUUGAAAAAUUCAAGUUAAUCAUUAGCGGAUACCGUUCCCUCUAUACAUGCAACAUUAUACCAUGAUACAGAGGGAUUUUAUAUUCUGCCUAUUAAAACAGAGUUCCAAACCUACUAUCAUCUUUAUUAUGAUAACUACAUACAAAUUGAAACUGAAAAAUACAACUUUGGAUUUCAGAUUAAAGGAAAAGGGUGGAUUUAGGUCAUUACUGAGAAGAUGAAAUCAGAACACAUUUAAUGA
This is a messenger RNA of Paramecium tetraurelia, 1275 nucleotides long. RefSeq lists its product as uncharacterized. The record is from RefSeq and is a predicted model, not a curated record. Lineage: Eukaryota; Ciliophora; Oligohymenophorea; Peniculida; Parameciidae. The transcript has a single exon.